Molecule: messenger RNA, 448 nt
Organism: Symbiodinium sp. CCMP2592
Lineage: Eukaryota; Dinophyceae; Suessiales; Symbiodiniaceae
Source: the annotation of a GenBank genome assembly
AUGCGCCGCGGUUGGGCACCACGUGCUCCGAAGGCGCCCGCUGUACAGAAGCUCGCUGAAGCAGCAGAGGCAGGACACGUGGAGGAGGCGCGGCGCAUUUUCGACUCCAUCGGCGGCUACAGCCACCGAAAGCCGUUUCUCUGGAACCUGGUGCUCAAAGCUUAUGUCAAGGCUGCCGACCCAGCUGGCGCGGAGGAUUGGCUGCGGCAGCUUUCCGCUGUUAUCCGGCCAACGGGCCGGAGUUUCGGGAAGAUGAUCGCCGCUGCCGCCACGCUCGGACACAUCCAUCAGGCGGAGUUUUUCCUCCGAGCCGAAGAGCAGGCGCAUCUAACACCCGAUGCAGCCUCCUAUGGUGCUGUGCUCGACGCCUGCGAGAAAGCGGGUGACCCAGGUCGCACUGCCGCUUGGGCAGGACGUCUCGCGAGGGUAUCCUUGGCGCCGGAUGUGG